AUGAGAACAUCCGCGUCGAGGCAGGACCGAGUUUGCCAGAAGGGUCCGAGCCGGCGGUUGACAGACGACCGGCCGAGACGAAGGCGUGUGUCCCCGCACCAAGACGUCCUCCUGGAGCCGUCCUACCAAGUCUACCCGCAGCAGAAGUUCGGCGAGUUCCGAGGAACCAUCAGCGACAUCCUUGAACAGAUGAUACCCGAGACAUUAGCCAGGAUGCCUUACGAUGCCAGGGUGUGCAGCAGGCAGGCCAAAGCGUUAGCCGGCGACAUCCAGGAGAGAGUCAAAGACUUGGGUAUCGAGCGUUACAAACUCAUCACUGUGGUGCACAUUGGUGAAAUUCAGCAACAAUCGAUUCGUGUCUGUAGUCGAGGAAUCUGGGACGUAGAGGUGGACUCCUCAGUCACUUACCAAUAUCAGAAUGCAUCCCUCUACUGCGUGGCUACAAUAUUUGGUAUUUAUCAUGAAUAA
Molecule: messenger RNA, 468 nt
Organism: Patiria miniata (bat star)
Lineage: Eukaryota; Metazoa; Echinodermata; Asteroidea; Valvatida; Asterinidae
Product: tctex1 domain-containing protein 1-A-like
Exons: 2
Coding region: 1-468 (155 amino acids)
Biological process (GO): microtubule-based movement
Cellular component (GO): cytoplasmic dynein complex; cytoplasm
Molecular function (GO): dynein intermediate chain binding
Source: RefSeq, a predicted model, not a curated record